AUGAAUAGAAUCGACGCGCUCAAAGAAGCAGGAAGGAGCCUAAAUGAAAUUGCUGAGCAAUCCGAAAGGAGCAAAACUACAGUAACCGCCUAUUUGAAAAAUAGGGAAGUUAGAAGAAAGAAGGCUGAAGGCGUCCUAACCGAAAAUCAAAAAGAAGAGAUUCUGAGGCUAAAAGGAGAAAGUCUUCGAAAAAUCAAGAUGACAGAUAUUGUGGAUGCCAUGACAGAAGAUCCAGAGGAAGAUGAUAAUGAAGAAGACGUCGAUCUAGAAGUCGUGGACAGACCUGUAGCUAGCGGAGCUAAAGGAGCAGAUGAUUAUGAAGAAACUGAUGAUGAUGACGAUGAUGUGCAAGAUGAGCAAAGAAUUGGAGACGUACAACGCCGAGGAUCCAAGGAGGACGUCACUGACUUUCAAAUUUCUAGAAGUUAUGAUCCAGAAUUCGCGGAAAGAGUUGAAGCCGAGGGAUCUCCAGCUGGCGAAGCUGAUUGGAUGGAUGAAUAUGAAGAGGACGACGAUCUAGAAGUUGGAGAUGUUCGCCGAGGAUUCAAUGAAGACGUCGAUGAUAUCGAAACUUCAAGAUGCUCAGAGCCAGCAAAAGCAGUUAGGGAGCAGCCAGAAGUUGCAGAAGGAUCCGACGAAUAUGAAGAAGAUGAUGAUGACGAGGAUGUACGAGAUGAGAGAAGAAUUGGAGAAUUUCCAGCAUGGGUUGGCAGAAAUGAAGACGUCGAUGACUUCGUAUCUCCAACAAAAAACCUGUCUGUAGAAGCGAUCAAGGAAGAGCCUGAGGUCAUGGACGGAUCUCGAGCUAGCGACUCUGAUGGAUCAGAUGUGUAUGAAGAAACAGAUGAUGAAGACGUGAGCAACAUUAGAAGUGAGCAAAAAGAUGUAGGCGUUCGUCAAGGAGGAGAAGAAAAAAAGGACAGCGAAGAUCCAAAGAUCCAGGAGCCAGAAGUCGAGGAGAUGGAAGUUGACGUCGCUCAAGAAGCUUCAGAAGACGUGAAGAACCAGCCAGAGUUGGUUCGCUUGGGAGGGAGAACGGACGUCGGGAAUUGGAGUCGCGAUCAAGUCCAAUCCUGGGCAGACCAAUUCCUCUCCCCAGAGCAAUCAGUUGAUUUUCAAAAAAUGAAACUGACAGGGGCGGGGCUUCUCCACUUUCUCUUCAAUCACCAACCUCCAGAGGGUCUUGAAGACGUUCUUCAAAUCAUCAAGACUCAUCUGCGCCCCAUCGCAGAUCUCGAGUCUUCUUCUGAUGGAAAACAAAGGCACCGAAAUUGGGUUCAAAAGCUCCCAGUGCUUCAUGAACUCCACCUGCCACUCCUAUACUCAUGUAAGGAGGUUCGGAAGGCUCUGAGCAGGUGGUCCGACGACCCCUUCUUGCGAAUGGUCAGUGGGAUCUUCGACAGGACGACCAAUUCUGCAAGGGAUUGGAGAGCCACUUUGGAUCAUGAGUAUCACACGGGACAUCAUGAUAUUCGAUUUGUUUUCCAGGGGCUCAUGAAGAACAUCGAGCUCCGAUCUACCGAUGGAGUGGUGUGGAGCACAAGGGACUACACCUUCCUAACAAUCCAAAAUGGAUCGUUUAAUAACUCCCUGAGAGUUGCCUACUCACCGAUGGUAUCAGGAGAAUGCUCGAAAUGCGGAAGUGUGGUACAGAAAAUCACCAGAGUGGAAGCUCAACAAGCCCAAUACCAUUUUUUGAUGAUUUCGGGAACAAUUUCGGAUAUCAAUUCGGAGAGCGAGGUGGCGAUGUUUGGGCAUCAAUGGAGGAUCAGAGGAUUCGCGGAGAGAGUGAUGCUGGGAGCGGUGGGACAUUUUGUGUCGUGGUUUCGAAAUUUGGAUCAUUGGUAUCUGGUCGACGAUGAGCAAUCGAAGGAUAUGGGACAUCAGGCUGUGAACUUCACGAAUAGGAAUAUUAUGAUUUUGGUUUUCGAGAAGGUUCUUUGA
Molecule: messenger RNA, 1944 nt
Organism: Caenorhabditis briggsae
Lineage: Eukaryota; Metazoa; Nematoda; Chromadorea; Rhabditida; Rhabditidae
Exons: 6
Coding region: 1-1944 (647 amino acids)
Source: RefSeq, a predicted model, not a curated record